Messenger RNA from Aspergillus clavatus NRRL 1, 3153 nucleotides. RefSeq names its product beta-glucosidase. The coding region runs from base 1 to 3153 and encodes 1050 amino acids. The transcript has 4 exons. Gene Ontology annotation, molecular function: beta-glucosidase activity. The record is from RefSeq and is a predicted model, not a curated record. Lineage: Eukaryota; Fungi; Ascomycota; Eurotiomycetes; Eurotiales; Aspergillaceae. Gene Ontology annotation, biological process: glucan catabolic process.
AUGCCUCCCCCAGAUUCCAACCCCGGGAGCUUCAGGGACCACCUCAAGCACGACAACAAAAACAACAACAGCUCCACCACGUCAAAAGGCAAACAGCGCUACACACCCCUCCACGACUCCAUUCCCGAGGAAAUCGCCUCCCCCCGCUCCGCAUCCGCAUCCUCCUCCUUCGAUCUCGACCCCGACCUCGAGAACCAAAGCCGGAAUGACUACAAGCUCCGGCCCCUCGCACGCAGCAGCAGCACCAACGGCGGCCACAAUUACUCCACCGCAUACAUCCCCGUCAUCCGCGACGAGGGCGACGACGUCGAGACCUACCUCGAUAGCAUCACCGAGGCCGAGCAGGAGCUCCUCUCGCUCUCGAAGCAGUAUGACUUCGCCGACGACUCGGACGACUUCGACUCGGACGACGACGCGGCGCUGCGCCGCAAGGUGCAGAAGCAGGAGCAGAGGCGCCGACGGGAGCGACUAAAGGCCAAGGUGUGGACGCCGGUGAAGUACGCGCGCAUCUGGCGGCGGACGCUGGUCGUUGUCAUCGUUGCGCUGGCCCUGCUGGUUUGGGGAUUUUUGAGAUUUACGGCGGCGCAGAGGCAGGGGCCGAAGGUGUGGCCGAUGUUGCCGUCCGAUUCGUGGUUUCCGUCACCGAAGGGUGGGACGCUCAAGCACUGGGAGGAAAGCUACAGGAAAGCGCAGAGUCUGGUGCGGAAUAUGACUCUGAUUGAGAAGGUCAAUAUUACCACGGGGACGGGCUGGCAAAUGGGGAUGUGUGUUGGGAAUACUGGUCCCGCCGAGCUUGUCAAAUUCCCCUCGCUGUGCUUACAGGAUGGCCCUCAAGGACUUCGAUAUGCGGACCAUGUGACCGCCUUUCCGGCGGGUAUUACCACGGGGUCUACCUGGAACAGAACACUUAUGCGCGAGCGGGGCAUCGCCAUGGGACGGGAAGCUAGGUUGAAGGGAGUCAAUGUCCUGCUGGGCCCGUCGAUCGGCCCCAUUGGGAUGAUGCCCGCUGGUGGCCGUAAUUGGGAAGGUUUCGGCUCCGACCCCGUGCUUCAGGGCGUUGCGGCGGCGGAAACCAUCCGUGGCAUCCAGAGCAACGGGGUGAUGGCGACGGCGAAGCAUUUCCUGAUGAACGAGCAGGAGCACUUCCGGCAACCUUUCGAGUGGGGGAUUUCGACCGCACUGUCCUCGAAUGUCGGCGACCGUGCACUCCACGAGGUAUUCGCAUGGCCGUUUGCCGAGAGCAUUCGAGCGGAUGUGGCCAGUGUCAUGUGCUCUUACCAAAUGGUCAAUAACAGCCACGCCUGCGAGAACAGUAAACUUUUGAAUGGCAUUCUCAAGGAUGAAUUAGGCUUCCAGGGUUUUGUGCAGUCGGACUGGCUGGCCCAGCGAUCUGGCAUCAACAGCGCCCUGGGCGGUCUUGACAUGAGCAUGCCUGGAGAUGGUCUGCAUUGGACGGACGGUAAGUCGCUUUGGGGCAGGGAGUUAACCAGAGCCGUCCUCAAUACAUCGAUCCCCAUGGAGCGACUGAACGACAUGGUCACCCGGAUUGUGGCUGCAUGGUACCAAUUUGAGCAGGACGAAUGGGAACGACCGCCUCCGGAAGGCAAUGGUGGCCCGAAUUUCUCGUCCUGGACCGGCGGUGAUGUUGGUUGGCUGCACGCUGGAAGCAACGAUGGGUUGUAUGCCGUUGUCAACCAGUACAUAGAUGCUCAAGGUACAGGGCCGGAGGCACAUAGUAUCAUUGCUAGAAAGGUUGCAGCUGAGGGCACUGUCCUGCUGAAAAAUGUGGACCACACGCUGCCCCUGUCGCGUAACGCAUCGGGUCCUUCUGGGGUCAUGCGUGUUGGGAUCUACGGUGACGAUGCUGGUCCAGCUCAGGGGCCCAACGCGUGCCCUGAUCGGGGUUGUAACCAGGGGACCCUUGCUACCGGCUGGGGUAGUGGGACCGUGGACUUCCCGUACCUCGUCAGUCCGCUCGAGGCUCUGGAGACCGCAUGGAAGACGGAGGUGGAGAUGACUGCGUUUUUGCGCAAUGCCGUCAUGCCCGCAGACGUCGCGGAUAAAGAUCUCUGCCUCGUCUUUGCGAACGCAGAUUCAGGGGAAGGAUUCAUCUCCGCGGGCGGUAUCCACGGCGACCGCAACGACCUCUUCCUGCAGAAGGGAGGUGAUACACUGAUCCGUACUGUGGCGAGCCACUGUGGUGAGGGGCAAGGGAAGACGGUGGUCGUGAUACACGCGGUCGGUCCCGUCGUCAUGGAGUCGUGGAUCGACCUCCCGGGCGUGCAUGCUGUCCUUCUCGCGAAUCUGCCCGGCCAGGAGAGCGGCAACGCGCUGAUGGACGUGCUCUUUGGAGACGUCGAUGCGAGCGGACGUCUGCCGUAUACCAUUGGCAAGAGCCUGGAAGAGUAUGGGACCGAAGCGCAGGUCCUGUAUGAGCCCAACGCGCCCGUGCCGCAGGUGGACCUUCUGGAUGCGCUGUUCAUUGACUACCGACACUUCGACCAAUAUAACAUCACCCCGCGCUUUGAGUUCGGGUUCGGCCUGUCGUACACCACGUUUAAACUGAAAGAUCUCCAUGUCCGGUCGCUGCAGUCGAAGUCCCGGUCGCCAGCUGCUCGACCUGCGGCUGCGGUUUCGCCGCCCGAGUACAAUACUACUCUGCCGGAUCCUGCCUUGGCGCUUUUCCCGCCUGGCUUCCAGCCUGUGUACAAGUACAUCUACCCCUACCUUCCGAGCUUGGACGGGACGGCCCCGGCCAACUACUCCUACUAUCCGAAGGAUUAUAACCAGACGCAAGGGCCCUCCCCCGCUGGAGGUGGUGCAGGCGGCAAUCCGGCGCUGUUCCAAGAAAUGGCCAGCGUCUCCGUCCAGGUGCAGAAUACCGGAGACCGCAAGGGACAGGAGGUGGUGCAGGUGUAUGUCUCGUUUCCAUCGGACGAGAAGGUGAAGAUCGAUUUCCCGGAACGCGUGUUGCGCAACUUCACCAAGGUCGAGCUGGAGCCCGGCGAGCGACGCGAGGUGCAGAUGACGCUCAGCCGCAAAGAUCUGAGUUACUGGAGCGUGCGCGAGCAGAACUGGGUGAUGCCCGACGGCGAUUUCCAGAUCUGGGUGGGACGAAGCUCGCGCGAUCUGCCGUUACAGGCGAAGUACUGA